Cynocephalus volans (Philippine flying lemur) is the source of this 2401-nucleotide messenger RNA. RefSeq names its product transmembrane protein 182 (gene TMEM182). The transcript is spliced from 5 exons. The record is from RefSeq and is a predicted model, not a curated record. Gene Ontology annotation, cellular component: membrane. The coding region runs from base 190 to 879 and encodes 229 amino acids. NCBI's taxonomy places the organism in Eukaryota, Metazoa, Chordata, Mammalia, Dermoptera, Cynocephalidae.
CCCUCCAGGGCAGAGCAAAGGGAAUACGAAUCAAAACGAGAAGCCACCAAGACACAAGUGACAACAGGCUUCUCAAGAAGAUUCUGCCUACUCAAAAAUCUUACUCUUUUUUUUGUUGUUAUUGAGAAGCUAGGUGUCUGCCAUUUUUACAUUUCUUAUUUUAUUUAAAAGGAAAUCAGUGAAUCAAAAAUGCGGCUAAAUAUUGCCAUUUUCUUUGGGGCUGUCUUUGGUGCUUUGGGGGUUUUACUCUUUUUGGUGGCUUUUGGAUCAGAUUACUGGCUUCUUGCGACUGAAGUGGGGAGGUGUUCAGGUGAACAGAAUAUAGAAAACGUCACUUUCCAUCACGAAGGAUUCUUCUGGAGAUGUUGGUUUAAUGGGAUUGUGGAAGAGAAUGGCUCGAAUAUCUGGAAGUUCUGGUACACCAAUCAGCCACCGUCCAAGAACUGCACCCACGCUUACCUGUCGCCGUACCCCUUCAUGCGGGGUGACCACAACUCCACUUCCUAUGACUCCGCAGUGAUUUACCGUGGCUUCUGGGCAGUGCUGAUGCUCCUGGGAGUAGUCGCUGUCAUGACCGCGAGCUUUUUGAUCAUCUGUGCAGCCCCCUUUGCCAGCCAUUUUCUCUAUAAAGCCGGGGGAGGCUCAUUUAUUGCUGCAGGCAUCCUGUUUUCCCUGGUGGUGAUGCUGUACGUCAUCUGGGUCCAGGCAGUGGCUGACAUGGAAAGCUACAAAAACAUGAAAAUGAAAGACUGCUUGGACUUCAGCCCUUCUGUUUUGUAUGGCUGGUCAUUUUUUCUGGCCCCAGCUGGGAUAUUUUUUUCUUUGUUAGCUGGAUUACUAUUUCUAGUUGUUGGACGGCAUAUUCAGAUACAUCACUAAUCAAAUUUGUCACGAGUACUUUCUUGGGAGAUUUUAAAACAGUAUACUUUUUUUUCAUUUUAUUUCAGUGAUCCCAGCAUAGAAUUAGUGGAUGUAGCUUUUUAGUUGCUGCUCAGAAUAACCAUUUUACUUGUGAUUUUCUCUGAUAAGAAGGUCCCAGUUUCUCUCCAGAUGCUAACAUGUUUUCAUCUUAUCUAAGUGCUAUCAAAACCUAGUGUUUUAGGGAGCGGGUGAAUGGGCCUCCUCUUCAUUGCACAUGUUGGAGUUUGUGGAGGUUGUGAAGGCUUGGUAAGAGCAUCAUACCAUCACAUAUAGUUUGGUUUAAAAUCUCCUUGACAUUCGCUUCUGCUGCUAAUUAAAAAAAAAAAAUCCUUGGAGAAUAAGAAUGGAAAACAAAAAUUAUUUUGUUUCUUCUCCACACAUGUACAUAUCCAUAUACAGGUGCACAACCCCUGUGAGCAAAUGAUUCAUUAUUUAAAAAUAGACAGGAGUUGCUCAUGUUAGCAGGAACCAUAUACUCAUCAGUUAAAAUGAGCCACCACAAACAAAACUGAGUGUCCUUAUUCUGCUUUCUUACCAGCAGUAGUUUGUUUACCUAGUAUAUUCACUUAAUUGUGCAUGGUCACAUAAGCCUUAAACUAUAUUUAAAAGUGGCAAAUCUUUAACCAAAUUAUGUAUAAUGCAGAAUGGAUUUUUAUGAACUUAAAAUGAGUUCAUUGUAUAAUGUAAUAUGGUUUAAAAUAUGGAAAAACCAAGUGCCUCAGCUUAGUACAUAAUUCUAUUUGAUAUUUUAAAAUUCCCACUUAAAAAUUAUAUUGCUAACAUGUUCACCAUGUGAAUAUUUAUUGAUGAACCAUGCUUUUAAAUUCUCUAGCUAUAAACUUUCAAAAUACUUCCAUAUGAGGAUUAUAAUAGCCUUGCUUUAUUAAAAACCAUGAAAUACUGACUUUCCCUAAGGUUUUAUGGUUUCCAGUUCUUCUGAUCAUUUGGUUCCCUUAAUUAUUGUCCCUCAAUUUCUUCAUCUUUACAAUACAUAUAUUAACAUUUACAGAUUCCCUGUUUCCUUUAACCUCCUUGAAGAAAAGUUUUUGUAAGAAAAAAUAAUUCUUUAUUACUCAAUAGUUGUAGUGGAUUGAACUACGUCCCCCCAAAACUCAUUGGAAUUUGAACUGUGCCCCCCACGUUUUAUGUAUUAGAAACUUAGUCCCCACUGUGACUGCUAAAAGGGUUGGAAAUCCUAUUAUGGUAAUUGAAAGAUGGAGCCUUGAAGAGGUGAUUAGGUUGUAGGACCGUGCAAUAGUGAAUGGAUUAAAAAUUGUGGUCAGGGGAAUGGUUCUGAGGGCUUUAAAAGGAGAGUGCAUGAGGAGGUUAGUCUCUGCUCUGUCUGCUCUGCCAUUUUCACAAUGUGGUACCCUGCCAUCACUGUCACCACCACCAAGACGUUUACCAGCUGUGUUCCCUGGACCUUGGACUUCUUAGCCUCUGAAACUGUAAGCAAUAAAUUUUGUUUUCUUAUAAAUCA